This is a messenger RNA of Triplophysa dalaica, 1610 nucleotides long. It is a transcript of the gene asb18, whose product is annotated as ankyrin repeat and SOCS box containing 18. The record is from RefSeq and is a predicted model, not a curated record. The transcript has 5 exons. Bases 21 to 1379 code for a protein of 452 amino acids. Gene Ontology annotation, cellular component: nucleus; cytoplasm. Gene Ontology annotation, molecular function: protein binding. Gene Ontology annotation, biological process: intracellular signal transduction. NCBI's taxonomy places the organism in Eukaryota, Metazoa, Chordata, Actinopteri, Cypriniformes, Nemacheilidae.
GUGUCGUCACAUUUCAGGCGAUGCUCUCCCAAGGCACUGGGAUGUGUGCGGUAAGCCGAAACACCAUGUUCUUGACGGAUAGAAGGCGGUCGUCUUUAAACAGUGAUCAGAGGGUUUGGAGAGACAGGUCCAAGGGAUAUAAACAACCAGGUAUGGACUUUUUAUGUCCUCCUGUUCUUCAUGACCUGCUAACCCGUCACUGGGGGGACAUGCGAGAUGGAUUUUCAGAUGCAGAUGAUCUGAACAAAGUGCUAGAUUUUCAAAGCGAAGAAUUGUUGUGGACAGCUCAAAAACGAGGUCUUUGGUCUUUGGAAUAUAAAAGAGAACUGACAAGUCCACUUUGCAUUGCUGCUGCACAAGGUUUUACUGAUUGUCUGCAGUAUUUACUGGAACACGGCGCACACCCCAACCUUAUUGCCGGAGGAAAAGCUGCACUUCAUGAGGCCUGUGCAAACUCCAACACUGAAUGUGUGGAGCUUCUGCUUGAACAUGGAGCAAACACCAACCAGACCACAGAGGAGGGAGUGACUUCCUUACAUCUCUGCAGGACACCACAAUCACUACGUUGUGCAAAAGCCUUGGUGAGAAAUGGUGCCAAGGUGAACUUAUCCAGUGAGGAGGAUGAUGAAACACCAUUACAUGUUGCAGCCAAGCAUGGGCUGCUCCACCACGCACAGCUUUACCUGCGGUUUGGAGCCUGUGUGAAUCAUGUCAGCUCCUCUGGUGAAACACCACUAGGCGUCCUUUGUGGGGUGACUCCAGAAAAGACAGACGACAGACAAGAUGACCAUUACCUUGAGCUCUGCCAUCUCCUCCUGGAUUAUGGCGCUAACGUUAACUUGGUUGAUAAAGAACGGCGCAGUCCUCUACACAAGGCGGCCCGUAACGUUCAGCAUAAGAUUGUGGAGCUGCUAUUGGACUAUGGGGCUGAUGUUAAUGCUAUUGACUAUAACGGGUGUUCACCGUUAUCUAAUGUGCUUCAGAGCUCUGUGGUUCGACAAGAGUGGCAUCCUCACAUAGCAGUUCAGACCCUGUUAAAUCACGGCUCGAUUAAAGUAUGGCCACAGGCACUGCUGAAGGUAUUAACAGCAUGUGCACAAGCACCCAAAACUGUGGAAAUCCUUUUCAACUCAUACGAUCUUGUUCCUGUGACCUCCAAAUGGGUUGAAGCCAUACCUGAGGAUAUUUUUCUUCUUCACAGACCCUUUUAUGAGUCUCUUUUUGCACUGGAGUACAAACCUCGUAGUUUACAGCAUCUGUGUCGGUCUGCACUGAGAAAACACUAUGGGGAGCACUGCCACUCAUUCAUCCCAACACUCCCCGUGCCGACCCCUCUACAACAGUAUCUCCUUCUGGAACCUGAAGGCUACAUUGACUAAAAUCAAGCAUUGUUUUUGAGAGUAGCUAUUUUGAUUUGUGAGAAAUGUGUGUCUUUUAUUUCACUUUCUGAAAUCUGAAAUCAGUACACAGGGGCUGACACUGUAUUUCUUGUUUUCGGUUGCAGUCCUAUUUUUAUAUAUUUGCUAUUUUAGUGCAAACACAGAUUUUAGUGUAUAUAGAGUCACAGGACAGAUUUAUGAUAGCCCAAUAUGUUGCAUUUUUUAAGAUGA